AUAGUUUUCUGAAAAUUAAAUAGGUGAGAGUUUAUGAGCAAUUGUCUCAUUUCUCGUAAGUCAUAAUUCAUGAAGACCGCCAAGUUCACCAUCCCACUUCAGCAAAGCAAACAAGUUUUGUAUUCUUCAAUCUCAGAAGCUCUGACUUCUGCUUCAAACUCCAAACAACUCCACAAGGUCCACUCUCUCAUUGUCACCCUCGGACUUGAACAUUCCGUCUUCCUUUCUGGCAAACUUAUAAGCAAGUAUGCCAAAUUCAAAGACCCCAUUUCUUCUCUUUCGGUUUUCCGUGAAGUUUUGCCCACAAACAAUGUCUACCAGUGGAAUUCGAUCAUCAGAGCGCUAACCCAUAAUGGGAUGUAUUCUGACGCUCUUCAUCAUUACGCUGAAAUGCAAAAAAUGAAGGUUCAACCCGAUACGUAUACCUUCCCUUCUGUGAUCAAUGCAUGUGCUUUGUUACAGGAUUUUGAGAUGGGUAGGAUUGUUCAUGAGUGUAUUUUGGAGAUGGGAUUUGCUUCGGAUUUGUAUAUUUGUAAUGCAUUGGUAGAUAUGUAUGCUAGAUUUGAUGACUUGCAGAGAGCACGACUUCUGUUUGAGGAUAUGUCUAGGAGAGAUAUUGUGUCGUGGAAUAGUCUGAUUUCAGGGUAUAGUUCACAUGCAUAUUUCGAGGACGCUUUGGAAAUUUAUCAUAAAUUAAGAAUGGAAUGUUUGGUACCAGAUUCUUUCACCAUAUCAAGUGUUUUGCCUGCAUGUGGAGGUCUCCUUGAUGUUAAAGAAGGACUAAAAAUUCAUGGGUUGGUCGAAAAGAUUGGGAUCCAUUCAGAUAUUUUAGUAAGCAAUGGACUUCUUUCCUUGUACUUCAAAUGUGGUAGAUUAGAAGAUGCUCAAAAACUUUUUGAUAAUAUGGUAGUUAGAGACUCUGUUAGUUGGAAUACUGUGAUUUGUGGGUACUCUCAAUUAGAGUUGUUCGAAGAGUCAAUCAAAUUGUUUAUGCAGAUGAUAAAUAGAUUUAGACCUGAUCUGCUAACAAUAACAUCUGUUCUCCAUGCUUGUGCCCAGUUACGAGACCUCAAAUUUGCAAAAUGUGUUCAUGACUACAUUAAAAAAAGUCAGUUUGAAUUUGAUACGACAGCGAAUAAUAUCUUAAUUGAUAUGUAUGCAAAAUGCGGUGAUUUGUUAGUUUCGCAAGAAGUAUUUGACACUAUGGAAGAUAAGGAUUCUAUCUCAUGGAAUUCAUUAAUCAAUGGCUAUUUUAUUAAUUGUCGUUAUCAUGAAGGGUUAAAAUUUUUUCAAACAAUGAAGGCUGACAUGAAACCCGAUUGUGUUACUUAUGUGAUGAUUCUUUCUAUAUCUACUCAGUUAGCAAACUUGAACUGGGGAAAGUUAAGUCACUGUGAUAUAGUAAAACUGGGAUUUGAUUCACAUCUUGUUGUUUGCAAUGCUCUGCUUGAUAUGUAUGCUAAAUGUGGCAGAGUAGAGCAGUCACUAAUGGUAUUUGAGAAUAUGAAAGCUCGUGAUGUAGUAACAUGGAAUACUGUAAUUUCUGCAUGUAUUCAUUAUAAAGACUGUAGUUUAGGGUUCAGAAUGAUCAGAAAAAUGAGGGAUGAGGGGGGUCUGAUGCCAGAUGUGGCAACCAUGUUAGGGAUUUUGCCUGUCUGUUCUUCGCUCGCUGCCAAAAAACAGGGAAAAGAGAUCCAUGGCUGCAUUUUGAGGUUUGAAUUUGAAUCAGAUCUUCCAGUGGGAAAUGCACUAAUAGAAAUGUACUCCAACUGUGGUAAUUUGAAAAACUCUAUUCAAGUAUUCAAGCAAAUGAGGAUGAAAGAUGUGGUCACUUGGACUUCAUUGAUUUCUGCAUAUGGAAUGCAUGGCAAAGGCAAGAGAGCAUUGAGAGCUUUUGUGGAGAUGGAAGAAACUGAUGUUCUUCCUGAUCAUCUUGCAUUUCUUGCUGUCAUUUUUGCUUGUAGCCAUUCUGGUUUGGUUGAAGAUGGUAUGGCUUGCUUUGACAAGAUGAAGAAAGACUACAAAAUUGAGCCUAGGAUUGAACACUAUGCCUGUAUAGUUGAUCUUCUAUCACGUUCUGGGUUGUUAGCUCAGGCAGAGGAGUUUAUCCAUUCAAUGCCAUUCAAGCCUGAUGCGACUAUAUGGGGAGCUUUACUUAGUGCUUGUCGAGCAAGUGGAGAAACUACUAUUGCAUCACGUGUCUUGGAUCGAAUAGUUGAAAUUAAUUCAUGUGAUGCUGGGUAUGUUAUUUUAGCUUCAAAUAUAUAUGCUGCUUUGGGGAAGUGGGACCAAGUUGGGGCAAUACGGAAAUCUAUGAAAGCUAAAGGACUCAAAAAAGAUCCUGGGUCUAGCUGGAUGGAGGUUGAGAAAGAAGGUUUUUGCUUGUCAGAAAAACGCAUUUGUAGCAGUUGGCUUAAAUAUGGAAGUAUGGAUUCCUUUAUUUGUGAUCAUAACCAUGGAGUAUUUGCGAUUCAGAGGGUCAAAGAUAAGCAAAAGCAUCUGCAAAAUUUGGAUUCUGCCAUUGACUGAGAGUGCUGUAUUUGUUGUCCUUUCUCUGUUUGGUUCAAUGUUGAGGACUUAUAGUGAAAGAGUGUGGGGAGAAGCAAAGAGCCUGAAGCUUAAGCAGCAAGUUGCAUUUGGAUUUUUCUUGAGAAUGGAAAUCCCUGACCAAACAAUUGAAGAGAAACAAGCCUGAGCUUUUUCACAGUUAAAAGUUGUGAUAGAGUCUGG
Molecule: messenger RNA, 2730 nt
Organism: Ziziphus jujuba (common jujube)
Lineage: Eukaryota; Viridiplantae; Streptophyta; Magnoliopsida; Rosales; Rhamnaceae
Product: pentatricopeptide repeat-containing protein At3g03580
Exons: 3
Coding region: 70-2529 (819 amino acids)
Biological process (GO): RNA modification
Molecular function (GO): RNA binding; protein binding
Source: RefSeq, a predicted model, not a curated record